GAUGGAACUGGAACCAAACUUGGUAGUUGAAAUAAUUCCCUGUCGUAAGUUGCAUAUCCUAAACAGUAAUUUAUGACAUUUCAUUUUCGUCCUUAUGAUAUAAAGUUCAGUGUUUCUUUCAUUCUGUUUCAUGGUAAUGAUGCGUUGUAUAUGUUUUAGUGAAUGGAGGAAUCUGAGAACACAUAGUGAUUUAACCUUACCCUGUUAAAUGCUUACAUGAAUGUUCGUCCUGUUCAAUUAAAGAUAGCCAUGAUUAUAGGAAUGUUAUCUUUCUACAAGCAUGUUUGUGUGUAGAUAUAAACAUGAUUCUCACCACCCUACCUAAUUUGUAAUGCAAAUACUUGACUAAUGUUGGAUGUUGCACAACCAACUUUCCACUUUUAUCACAAAACUGAGAAGACUAGUGAAGUGGUUGGUGCCGGCGUGAAGAAACUUGAAGCUGCCAUGCAUGCAAAGUCUCCACAGGAAUGGCUAGAUUUGGAGAAUGAUGUACAGGCUGGUUCAGUACUCGGUUUUGGGAAAAAACUUGGAUCUAUUGUGGAGGUCCACAUGGAAGAGUAUGGCAAAGAAGCUGUCUAUUUUGAUGAAGCUGUUAGGAAGGCCAAACGGCAACUGCUGGAAUCUAGAAUAUUGAAUCUUGUCCAGCCUGCAUUCCAGAAAAAUUUGAGUCAUCUACGUACUAAGGCUCUUGAAAAAUUUAAAACCGUCCUUAAUCAAUCUCUUGAGAGUGGAAAAGGUUUCGCAGCAUCUGUUCGAGAAACUACUGAAUCCUCUCUCAGUGAAUUUAAUCAAGGGUGCGCAGGCGGCGACGACUACAAUGAGGAGCACAGUAGCAGUGAAGUCAGAACCGGCAAGCAGGGAGGAGGGCAACCAGCUUGAAAGCAGACUUCAUCCCGAGAAAGUUAAUUCAAGGAGGACCCUACAUCUAAAGGUUACAGAGCAGUUUAUAUCAUAAUUCCAUUGCUGGAUUUCUAGUUUUGCUAGAGCAUGGGUUCAUAUGAUACUUGCAAGUAUGGAAUAUUUUUUAUAUUAAGUAUAUCUAUUUAUUACAGAUUUGUCAUGCUACCAAUAAGUAAGAUUGGUUUUCUCUUCAUAAAGUAUAUGAUUCUAUUUCACUUUCUUUUUAUGUGAAUGCCUAACCAAAUACCAAAGAAAAUAUGGUUUAAUAUGUGGUGCUUGCGUGCUUUCCAUCGGACAGGCUAAGAAACUUUAUAUUAUAUCUUCUAUUAAAUGUCCCUCUCGGGUAGAGUUUUUUACUAGGCAUAAUUCUUUUCCCUGAACCUAAAUGACUCAUCCAAAUUUCUGACAUGACAAGAUUUGUUAGGUAAACUGGUAAAGUACUUUCAUAGUAUUUCUAAUGAUUUCAACAUUUUGUCCUACAUAUCGAUCUCCAUGAUAGUGAAGGUGGAGGUGAACAAUGUAUCUUCAAGAUAAUUUCUAGACUGGAUUACCUUUUAAAUUCUAAAUAUAUUAUUUAUCUCUGCCAGUUUGCUUAAUGCAAGACGCAAUUUUCUUAGUAUGAACCCUUAGAUUUUAGACUAUGAUUUAUAAUAUGUCAAUUUUAAUACCUCAUUUUCUCUUCAGUUAUAUAUUUUCUCCCUUUGUUGGUAUUUCAUAUCCAAUAAUGAGAUGUUUACAUAAUUUAUUUUGUAUAACAGAUAAGUUUAAAUUAAUGUUCCGCAUUCGAGCAGCCUUAAAAAUAUUGGGGCUGCAAUGACCAGAUUCAUACUAGGUUGUAUAUUUCUGUGUUAGAAAUAUUAUAUCAGUCAUCUAAUGAAUUUUGGGGAAGAUUGUAUGUGAACCCUACUUUGCCAGGAUUAUAGUAUGUGUUUUGAAAGUUAAGGUAUGUUCAAGGAUGGCACUAUGAUAGUUUUAUCUCCUAUUAUAUUUACCUGUAGUUAGACGCAAUAACAUUUUCUUAUAAAAGAUUGAUUUCUCCUUGGAUUUUACAUUGCUAUCAUAUUAUGCAAAAGGGUAAGUAUAGAAUGAGAUGAGCAUGGAAACUCAAUAUAACUACACCAAUGCAGUUUUAAUAUUUACCUUAUUAAUGAACAUACAGAUUAAUAAUUAACUAGGAUAGCUGUACAUUUCCUUCCUUUUUUGGCCAUCUUUUCUCUUUGUUUGGUUGUUUAUUCGGUCUUCUGCUCCUCGGGCGUUUCUUUUUAUGUACUUUCGCAUCUUCCUAAUGAUUUUUUCUAAUAUAAAAAGAACAUCACUUAAAGAUAUAUAAACUAAAACUGUGUGCAUCUAUUUAAUUACUCUCAAGGGUUGUACGUGGGAACAUAGGGGCGCGCCACACAUCGGCUAGCUCAUGGGUCUAUCCGAUUGGCCGGUUCAGGAGCUGUUGGAUCAUGUGUGUGGCCUCAUUCCGACCAGGGCCGCGUCCACACGAGUGUUUCCUAGAGGAAUAAUUUUGUUCAAAAAUUUCAAUGAAAUAUGCACUAUUGCAUAUAAAAUAUCUAGUCCGUGCAUCUGCACGGAUUGAUGACUAAUUCUCAUAACUAUGCUUAAUUUUGUCAAUUGCUUAACAGUAAUUUGUUCAUUCACCGUAGAAUACUUAUGCUCUUGAGAGAAGUUACUAGUGAAACCUAUGGUCUCCGGGUCUAUAUUUAUCAUAUUGAUCUUCUACUACUUAGUUAUUUCUGCUUUUUUACUUUGUUUUUAUUUUACUUUGCAUCUUUAUCAUAAAAAUAACAAAAAUAUUAUCUUUAUUAUAUCUAUCAAAUCUUACUCUUGUAAGUGCUCUUAUAGGGAUUGAUAACCCUUAUUUGCGUUGGUUGUGAAGAUUUAUUUGUUUUGUGCAGGUACGAGGGACUCGCGUGUAGCCUCAUACUAGAUUGAUACUGAAAUACUUACGCUACUUUGCUGCAUCAUCCCUUACUUUUCGGGAAAAACCAACGCAGUGCUUAAGAGGUAGCACGAAUCAAUAAAUUUGGGUUGAAUACUCUACCCUUGAAAACGGUUGCGAUCCCCUAUACUUGUGGGUUAUUAAGACUAUUUUUUGACGCCGUUGCCGAAAAGCAUAACUCUAUUCUUUGAGUCAUUUGGAUUUAUAUCUGCUUAUUAUUAUGAAGAAAUUGAAAAAUUUAAGAACCAAGAUUUAUCCUUCAACUACGAGGGGAGG
Messenger RNA from Triticum urartu, 3124 nucleotides. Lineage: Eukaryota; Viridiplantae; Streptophyta; Magnoliopsida; Poales; Poaceae. The record is from RefSeq and is a predicted model, not a curated record.